Molecule: messenger RNA, 825 nt
Organism: Thalassophryne amazonica
Lineage: Eukaryota; Metazoa; Chordata; Actinopteri; Batrachoidiformes; Batrachoididae
Gene: tsnare1
Product: T-SNARE Domain Containing 1
Exons: 9
Coding region: 151-825 (224 amino acids)
Biological process (GO): vesicle-mediated transport
Cellular component (GO): membrane
Source: RefSeq, a predicted model, not a curated record
AUAUGGUGGUCGAGGGUCAUAUGAUGAUUUUAGCCCAGGCUGAAGAGCUGUAAUCUCAGCUGAAUCAUCCUCCUCACCACCCUCUCGGCGGAAAGUUAUUUCACUCCUGUUGGGCACCCUCUGCGAGCACACCACCAACCAUUCGGCGCAAUGUCUUACGGAUCCAUCGAUGGAAGCUCCUUUGGCAGCCGGAAUCCGUUUGGACGUCCUACGAGACAGGGCUACCAGCCAGUAGCCACACAGGUCAGCUCCUCAGAACUGCAAGAUGUGUUUCAAGAGACCUCCUCCAACAUCUUCCAGAUCAAUGCCAAUGUUGUCACACUGGAGAAGAGUCUUCAGUCACUGGGAACAUCAAAAGACACCACAGAGCUGCGACAGAUUCUACACUCCACACAGCAGCAAACCAACAAAGUCAUCACCAGCACGAGUCAGCUGAUCAAACAGCUCUCUGAUAUCAUCAGUGGCUCUUCACGGCAAGACUGCCUGCGUCUGACCAGACUAAAGAGUGAACUGUCAGAGUCUGUGCAGCGGUAUGGAGAGCUGCAGAAGAAAAUUGCAGAACGCUCAAGAGCCUUGCUUCCUCCUCCGCAGACAGAAAAGAAGAAGAGCCUGCAGACUCCCUCUAGUGAUCAGAUCGAGGAGGGUCCAAUGUUUGGCGAAGCAGCAGGGUCUGUGGGAGGAGUUCAAGACUUCCUGUCUGAGAUCAGUGAAGAGGAUGUAGAGUUGCUUCGGCAGAGAGAGGAAGGCCUGCUGCAGAUCGAAGUAAGAACACAGACACCAGUCAUUGAUUGUACAGCAAAACAAAGCAUCAAGUUCAUAUCUUGA